AUGGCACCUCUUGUACGAUGCUACUGCAAAGUUUCGAAUUGCAACGGUGUUCUUGUCGCACCUUAUGUUUUUCGCUCACAUGAACACUCUGAUUUACGCCAAAGAACUCUUGCUGAUCAGGCUCACUUUACUCGACGCGUCGGGCAACACAUCCCACAGGCUCAUGCAGACGUUCGACCAGUUCCUCAAGGAUUUUUGGUUCUGUUACAUGAACCUCCUCCUCCCUUGUCUCCAGAGUUUAAUGAUCCUUUGGAUGAUGCCAUCUUGGACUCGGCACUUACAGAUGAAGAUUUAGGUAUUACAACACCAGGCAGCCCCUUACCCAACCUUGGUCCCAAUGUCUGCAGCCCGGAUGCUCUCCUUGCUGCCAUAGACCAUUUUGAUGCAUACAGCGCUACUGUCAAGGAAAUGCAGAGAGAACAAGCUACUCUUGAUGAUGAAGAGAGGAUACAGGAUUUCGAUGGAAAUGGAUGCUUUGAUGGACCCGAUGAAGAAGAAGACCAUGCGCCUAUACAGACAGAACCAGGGGAGGACAACCCUGAUCCCUUCCUUCCUGACAACGACUACUUCUCAGAAGACCACAUGGAUCUUUCGCACCUUCCUCACCAUCUGCUAGUAAUAUAUGCACUUGUCUCAUGGCUUCACCUCCAGUUUCAUCUUCCACGGGUUGCAUGCAAUGCACUCCUUGUGAUAUUGACUUGUAUCAUCAGUGAACCCAUGAGGAAAGUAGAUAGCAAUAUAUAA
This is a messenger RNA of Suillus discolor, 744 nucleotides long. RefSeq lists its product as uncharacterized. NCBI's taxonomy places the organism in Eukaryota, Fungi, Basidiomycota, Agaricomycetes, Boletales, Suillaceae. The coding region runs from base 1 to 744 and encodes 247 amino acids. The record is from RefSeq and is a predicted model, not a curated record. The transcript has 2 exons.